AUGGAAUGGGUCAAUGAGUCUGAAGUGAGGGAAUUCGUCUUCCUUGGAUUCUCUUCUCUGGCUGGGCUGCAGCAGCUUCUCUUCAUUAUCUUCCUGCUCCUCUACCUGUUUACCCUGGGCACCAAUGCCAUCAUCAUUUCUACCAUUGUGCUGGACAGAGCCCUUCACUCCCCCAUGUAUUUCUUCCUUGCCGUCCUCUCCUGCUCUGAGACUUGCUACACCUUCGUCAUUGUACCCAAGAUGCUGGUCGACCUGUUGACCACGAAGAAAACCAUCUCCUUCCUGGGUUGUGCCAUCCAGAUGUUCACCUUCCUCUUCCUCGGCUGCUCUCACUCCUUCCUGCUGGCGGCCAUGGGUUAUGAUCGUUAUGUGGCCAUUUGUAACCCACUGCGCUACACAGUACUCAUGGGACCUGGGGUUUGUGUGGGCCUGGUGGCUGCAGCCUGUGCCUGUGGCUUCACUGUUGCACAGAUCAUCACUGCAUUGAUAUUUCACUUGCCCUUCCACUCUUCCAACCGGCUCCACCACUUCUUCUGUGACAUCUCUCCUGUCCUCAAGCUGGCAUCUCAUCACUCCCUCCUUAGUCAGCUGGUCAUUUUCAUGCUUGGUGUGUUUGUGUUAGUUAUCCCCUUAUUCCUAAUCCUGGUCUCCUACAUUCGCAUCAUCUCUGCUAUUCUAAAGAUCCCUUCUUCUGUUGGAAGAUACAAAGCCUUCUCAACUUGUGCCUCUCAUCUCAUUGUGGUCAUUGUUCACUAUGGGUGUGCUUCUUUUAUAUACUUAAGACCCAAAUCCAAUUACUCUUCAAGCCAAGAUACCCUGAUAUCUGUAUCUUACACAAUUCUCACCCCAUUAUUCAAUCCAAUGAUUUAUACUCUGAGAAACACAGAAUUCAAAUCGGCGCUUAGAAAAGCAAUGAGCCAAACUUCAUUUCCUGUUCAUUAG
This is a messenger RNA of Ochotona curzoniae (black-lipped pika), 942 nucleotides long. Its product is annotated as olfactory receptor 10K1. The transcript has a single exon. Gene Ontology annotation, cellular component: membrane. The record is from RefSeq and is a predicted model, not a curated record. Gene Ontology annotation, molecular function: G protein-coupled receptor activity; olfactory receptor activity. The coding region runs from base 1 to 942 and encodes 313 amino acids. NCBI's taxonomy places the organism in Eukaryota, Metazoa, Chordata, Mammalia, Lagomorpha, Ochotonidae. Gene Ontology annotation, biological process: G protein-coupled receptor signaling pathway.